Messenger RNA from Aphanomyces invadans, 321 nucleotides. RefSeq lists its product as hypothetical. The record is from RefSeq and is a predicted model, not a curated record. The transcript has a single exon. The coding region runs from base 1 to 321 and encodes 106 amino acids. NCBI's taxonomy places the organism in Eukaryota, Oomycota, Saprolegniomycetes, Saprolegniales, Verrucalvaceae.
AUGGUGGCCGCCUCCCGAAGGCGACUCGUCAAACUUUUGAGAACUGUACUUGAACCGAGCGCUGCUGUCUUCAUACGAGUCCCCUUCCUUUCCCGGCGUCGCGCCGUUCAAACUGCUCACGGACGACAUGCUCCCGUGGUCAUAGUCGUGGCUCGUGCCGCUCUUGAACGACAGUUCGUUCUCAUCCACAAAGUGCCGCGGGGAGGCAAACGGGUCAUCUUCGUCUUCGAUCAUUGCUGUCGUGUCGUCUACCGCGUAAAGAGGGCCGUCUCCUCGAUUGCCGCCGUCGUAGCCGGUGUCCGUGAUCGACGGCGAAAUUGA